UAACAAUUAUACAUUUAUAACUAAGUAUCUUAUAUGUAUGAUUAAGAAUGAGAAUUUAAAUUCAUCUCGUCUAUUGUCGAUGAACUGGUUAGAGGUUAUUGUGGGAACUCAAAAGUGAAAAUGGCAUGAGAAUGGACGAUUCCUACCAGCAGCGGUUAAAAACUGAUUUCUCCGCUCUUGGAGUGGGAAAAUCAGCAGCAUUUGGCAAUGACUUGAUGCAUGCAACAGAAGAUGAGGAUGAUUUUGAUUUGAUGAAUGAUGAAACUUUCGGUGGAGAUAUUGAGGAUGUUGGAUUUGACUGGGAGGAGCAAACAGAGAAAUUUGCUGGGGAGUUGGAAGGCACCAUCCAAUCCCAUUCCAACCUUCCGAACAAAACCAGGGACUCGGGAUAUGAUACAGUCGAGAAAAGCUAUCAGACCCGCGAGGAAUACCUGGAGCACAACCUAAGUCAACUUGUUGUGGACGAUGAAGAUGACAUUGAUGACCCGGCAAUCCUCAAUGCCAGCAAGAGUCAACCCAUACCACACAAGAAACAUCAGAACUUGGAUGAGAUCUUUGGUCCAGCUUCCCCUCCGGGAUAUCUAGAUACAGAACAUUUGGUUUCGCCGUCUAGUAAAAACAUUUGGGGCUCGCCUGUGAAGGAUACGAACAUGCCAUCGACCAUCAAUAACUUGCAGUCUCUAUUCGACUUCGCAGCCAAGGCUGCGACCCACGGCACUCCCAGACAGGAAUCGCCUGUAAUGUCAACACCUGACCGACAGCCGAUACCAGUAACACAGAGGAUGUCAGGAGGGCGCAGUGCUACCCUGGAGGAGAUCGAACACCAGAUGAUGUCGCAGUCACGCUCGGUAAAGAAGCCGAUGACGGCAGAGGAGCUGGAGCGGGAAAUGCGUGGAGAGGCCAUGGACCAGCAGGUGCCCCAGAUGCCCAUUCACCACCCUCGAAGCCCCUAUUCCGUACCCCAUAACAUGCCUCCCCCAUUACCGGGCUCUCCUGCCUACGUAGGGUCUCCAGCUGGCCAGGGACCUCCAAGGUUCCAUCAGGCACAGAGGGUGCCGCCAGGAUUCAGCCCGAUACAAGCACAGCAUUUGUUGGAAGGUAGGCGGUCUCCAAUGAUGGGUGCCACACCUCCAGCAAUAGGGUCACCUGGGGUCAUGGGUCAACAUCGAGGGUCACCUCAAAUAGGAGGAAACAGACUGCCUUCUCAACCAAUUGGUAUCCCACGACAACAGCUGCAGCAGCGUCCACCAGCCAAUCAGAGUCCUUAUAACAACAGCCCUGGUGGCCACUUCCCUCCAGGAUCUUCACCUGGAGGACCGUAUCACAGUCCAGGGCCUAACCACAGUCCUGCUGGUCCAGGCCCAAGGGGACCCUACCCUACACAUCCUCCAGGGGAGAGAGGACCGCACCCACAGGGUGAUCGGUACACCCCACAUGGUGAUCGCUACACUCCACAUGGUGAUCGCUACACGCCCCAGGGUGAUCGCUACACGCCCCAGGGUGAUCGCUACACGCCCCAGGGUGAUCGUUACAACCACCAGGGUGAUCGGUACACCCCGCAGGGAGAUAGGGGUCGGGACAGAGGCUACACCCCGAGAGGCGAUAGGUACACCCCACAAGGAGAGCGGUACCACCGGGGGAGAGGGAUUCAUCGUGGAUACCUUAACAACAAUAACAGAAAUUAUCGGGAAAACAGGUAUGACCAUGACUACGACAACCGAGACAGAAACAACUACGAACAACGUAACAAUUACGACCAUCAUAACAACCAUCGACGUUACUACUCCUACCAGAACGACCAGGAGAACCGACCAUCCGAUGAGUACGCUGGUCUGAUGACGAAGAAGGAGAAAGACUGGAUUAUAAAAAUUCAACUGAUGCAACUACAGACCGAUAAUCCUUAUCUUGAUGACUUCUACUACACAACUUACAUGUUGAAGAAGAAGAUGUUAGAGCGUCAGAAGAUGACACAGAAUGGCAUUAGCAACAAAGAAGACGAUCCAAAACUCAUCAUCCCCUCCCUCGGCAAGUUGGAGACUCGUGCCUACAAACCAG
Messenger RNA from Pecten maximus, 2055 nucleotides. Its product is annotated as protein PAT1 homolog 1-like. The record is from RefSeq and is a predicted model, not a curated record. Gene Ontology annotation, molecular function: RNA binding. NCBI's taxonomy places the organism in Eukaryota, Metazoa, Mollusca, Bivalvia, Pectinida, Pectinidae. Gene Ontology annotation, cellular component: P-body. Gene Ontology annotation, biological process: deadenylation-dependent decapping of nuclear-transcribed mRNA; P-body assembly.